AUGAGUCUACAGGAGCCGACAUCGCUGAGUCGGGAGGUGAGAGGAAGUGUUUCCAUGGCAACUCUCGUGUCUGCUAAAGGCUGGGUUUCUUCUCACUUUCCCCUCAUGACUGGAGCACAGCCAGUGUUUGUUAGCGGGGCUAACAAACCCAACAAACUACUCGGCCUGACAUCAUCCCACUUCGAAUCUGACUCUGUACGUUCAAUGGUCAGGCUUUUGUUUUUACGUUGGAUUAUUGCAACGGCUCUUCGACCGACUGCAAUCACCUUCUGA
This is a messenger RNA of Knipowitschia caucasica, 273 nucleotides long. The record is from the annotation of a GenBank genome assembly. Lineage: Eukaryota; Metazoa; Chordata; Actinopteri; Gobiiformes; Gobiidae.